Raphanus sativus (radish) is the source of this 2458-nucleotide messenger RNA. RefSeq lists its product as uncharacterized. NCBI's taxonomy places the organism in Eukaryota, Viridiplantae, Streptophyta, Magnoliopsida, Brassicales, Brassicaceae. Bases 9 to 2282 code for a protein of 757 amino acids. The record is from RefSeq and is a predicted model, not a curated record. The transcript is spliced from 7 exons.
GAACUAAGAUGGGAAACCAGAGGAACAAGCGUGUGCCCAAGCGUGUGCCCAAGCGUGCGAAGAAGCAGACAGAUGUAGAAAUGGAGGUUGCAGAUGAAGAGCAAUUCAUCGAACAUAUAACAACCAGAGCAGUCUCAGAUGAAAUGGUGGAAGAAGCACAGGAGUUGGGGGAGGAGAAUCAGAAUGAAAUGGAGGAAGAAGCACAGGAGUUGGGAGAGGAGAAUCAGAAUGAAAUGGAGGAAGAAGCACAGGAGUUGGGAGAGGAGAUUCAGAAUGAAAUGGAGGAAGAAGCACAAGACUUGGGGGAGGAGAAUCAGAACGAAAUGGAGGAAGAAGAGGAAGCUGUUGCUGGAGCUGAUGGAGUGCAGACUCAGACUGACACAGCUAGUACAUCACAACGUAAAAGACGUCGAGGACCUACAAAGAUGAAACACAUUGCCAAGGAUCCAAAUGAACGGCAACAUGUCGACUUCACAGAUAUGGGGGAUCCCUGUGGUCCAGGUUCAGUAUUGUUAUCCUCUUACUUGGGUCCCUUAGUACGUGAACAUGUGCCGGUGAUCAUUGAUAACUGGAGACAAGUCAGUGAAGAAAUCAAGACUGUUCUUUGGAAAUCUAUUGAGAUGAGGUUUGAUUUGGACGAAGACUUCAAAAAGGUUGCUGUGUUUAAACAGAUGGGAUGUUUGUGGAGAGCAUCCAAAUCACGUCUGGUAACAUCUGUUAGGAAAGCUCCAACUAUUAAAGCUAGGAUGAGCCUGCAACCAAACAAUGUAACUACAGCUGAAUGGCGUAAAUUUGUCAGAGAUAAGACCAGUCAAGCCUUUAAGGUUGUCAGCGACUCUUACAAAGAAAGAAGACAGAAGCAGAUUCCUCACACCUGCGGCCGUAAAGGCAUGGUCAGGCUGAGAGAAGAUUUGGUCAAGUCUAGCGAAGAUCCAUCAAAAGUGUCGAGGCUACGAGUUUGGGUGAAAUCACGAACAAAGAAGGAUGGUACUCCUGUCAAUGUUAAUGCAGCUGAAAAGAUUAAAAAGGCAUCAGAGAUCGAACUUGAGGGUCAUGCCGAUUCAACGACAACGAAUCCAAAGCAUGAUAUGCUAUCUCAGAUAUUGGGACCUGAUCAACCUGGGCGGUUGCGGGCGAUGGGCAGAGGCAUUAGCAUGACCAAAUUGAAUUGUUUACAGGUUAAGGACAGCUAUAUCGCUGCAAUGGAACAAAAACAGGUGUACAUGCAGGAACAGGUUAAUGAUUUACAGAAGGCCCUUCGCAGAAUGAAUAAUCAGGGACCUGCAACUGAUGUCAGUGAAAACCAGAGUGUAAAUAAUACCAGAUCACUUCCCAAGUGUUAUCUGGUUGACUGGGCUUCUGUCGAUGUGAAAGUUGCUGAGGGAAGGGUGGUUUCAGCUGAAGCUGAUGAGUUAGUUAAUGGGAUUCCUUUAGGGCCUCACGCGGUGAAGGUUUUAGUUGAAACUGCAAUAAAAGCAGACACCUUUUUAUGGCGCCCUGCACAGAAUAUGUUUACUUUGGAGGAUGCAGUUGGCGAAAUGAUUGCAUGGCAUUCUGAUCACUGUAUUGUUGCAACAGCAGGUCUCAUUCCAGAGGACAAUGCUCCUAACAGCCCCUUCACAGGUUCAGUUAACAAAUGCAAACUCAUGGACUAUAUAAAGAAGGAGGAAGUGGUUGCUGUAGGCCGAUGGCAGACAAAAGAACCAAAAUCAUUGGUCAAUGGACUCCCUCUUGGUCCUAAUGCAGUAAAAGUUUAUGUUGAUGAGGUCCUAAACCCAACGGCAUACAUAUGGAGGCCUACUGUAGGAAAGACAACUAUGGAGGAUUUUAUGAACUGUUAUGUAGCAUGGCCUGCAAAUUGCGUUGUGUUUGAAUCGGAUAUGACAGAUUCUCCUCGUCGUCAACAAUCAGAUUCUAAAGCAGUGAGUUCAUCUUCUAAGAAUCAGAAGUCUCCAUUAACACCACCAGCUCCUAAGAAACCAUUUACUCCAGCAUCUCCUCUACGCAGAUCUGAGCGUAACAAAUUCAAGCCAAAUCAAAAAAUCCAGCUGCUGGAUAUAUCUGGAAACAAUGUCGUCGUCGCUGAAGGACGAUGGUCUUCGAGUAAUCCUGAGCAUCUUGUCCACUUUCAGGCAUUGGGGCUUGGUGCUUGUAGAGUCUUUGUGGAUGUUGUCAAGGUGAAAGAUGCAGCUGUGUGGAGGACUUCGUCGGAGAUCGAGUAUAUGGAAGAUGCACUAGGCAGCUGUCUUGCUUGGCCAGAGGAUAAAAUUAUAACGGUUUGACAAAAGACCAAAAGGAGCAUGGUGACUUGGUGUUUCCUGUUUAGUUAAGUUCUUGUUCUUUGCUGUUUCAGAACAUGGCUUUGUAUUUCAAUGACUCGUGUGUUUCUCUUUUUCAUGUACUCGGUUGAAAAAUUUAAUCUAUGUAUGGUUUGGAUGAUUUUACUAAAUUAAGACUU